Populus trichocarpa (black cottonwood) is the source of this 1599-nucleotide messenger RNA. RefSeq names its product transcription factor MYB98. Bases 125 to 1435 code for a protein of 436 amino acids. Gene Ontology annotation, biological process: regulation of DNA-templated transcription. Gene Ontology annotation, cellular component: nucleus. NCBI's taxonomy places the organism in Eukaryota, Viridiplantae, Streptophyta, Magnoliopsida, Malpighiales, Salicaceae. Gene Ontology annotation, molecular function: RNA polymerase II cis-regulatory region sequence-specific DNA binding; DNA-binding transcription factor activity, RNA polymerase II-specific. The record is from RefSeq and is a predicted model, not a curated record. The transcript has 3 exons.
GCAAUAACAACACUAUAUAUUAAGGUGGUAACUCCUACACUAGUACUCGUCUCAAACCCAGACUAUUGAGCCUCAAGAUUUCUUGGAGCUUGAGAACAACAACCUCAGAAGAGUUUCUCAACCGAUGUUUUUGUCAAACAAACCAUACAUGAAAGAAGACUACUUUCCCUUUGAAACAGUACCUGCUAGCCCAUCAUCAAAAGGCUUUCUUCAAGAUUUUGACCAUCUUGAUGAUGAUCAUGACAGUCAGUUUCAUGCUAAUGGCUCAGCAUCAAAUCCAUUUUUUGGUGUCCAAACUGGGUCUAACUUCGAUUCUUUUGAUGCUUUUCCUUAUGGGUUAUCAUCAGAUAUUGAUUUCUAUGAUUAUGAGUGCAAGCCAUUCGUAGGUAAUAUCAAUGGAGGUGGUGGGCAUGGACAUGGUCAAGUCAACGAAGAUUUACAGAGUGGUGCCUACUUAAACAUGUCUUGUGAUCAAAGGAAUCCCAUUGACGAUAUCGGAUCCAACCAGGGCCAUGUGUCCUUGAAUUUCGAAGAAAUAACGCCUGUGAGUUUUGUUGUACCAGAUGAAGUCUCAUGCGUGAGUGCUGCUACGAAUGAGUGCAAAAGGAAAAUGGGUUUGAACAAGACUAGGGCACUUCUACCUCCGGCAAGAAAGGCAUGGAAAGGUCCUAAGAAGAACAGUAUAGUAAAAGGGCAAUGGACUACUGAGGAAGAUAGGAUUCUGAUCCAGCUGGUUGAACAGAAUGGAGUGAGAAAAUGGUGUCAUGUUGCUCAAAUGUUGCCUGGAAGGAUAGGAAAGCAGUGUAGAGAGAGAUGGCACAACCAUCUAAGGCCUAAUAUCAAGAAGGAUACGUGGAGUGUAGAAGAGGAUAAGGUAUUGAUACAGGCACAUUCAGAAUUAGGCAACAGAUGGGCAGAAAUUGCCAAGAUGUUGCCGGGAAGGACAGAAAACUCAAUUAAGAACCAUUGGAAUGCAACCAAAAGGAAGCAAUACUCGAAGCGAAAAUGUCGACCAAAGUAUCCAAGAGCCUCCCUUCUGCAAGAUUAUAUCAAGAGCUUGAACUUAGAUUCGGGCAUUACUGGGAGAGGCCUUGGGAUAACUACUGCUAGUACUGAUAUCAUUCUAGAUAAUGAUACCAGAAUGAAAGCACCAGAGCUGCUGCCACGGGACUUGGUCCUUUUCAAAGAUAAUGAUGAUGGAUUAGUUCCAAACUAUAGUUUUAACGAGGUCCCGGAUUAUGAUAUUCAUGAGAAAAUAUUUCGAGGGGGCUGCAGUGUUGAUUCUAUUCUUGAUGGGCUACCUUGUGAUGAUUCUGUUGCUCAUGAGAAGAGAUUGGAGAUGGAUGUGCCAGAACCGGAUGUGACUCCAUUCAUGGGUUUUGAAGUGAAGAAGGAGGUGGAUUUACUAGAAAUGAUCUCUCAAAGCAAAAUGUAAGUCCUUAAGAGCCAUGGCCAUACAUUAUUUUGGAUAGAGAUAGUACGGAAAGUUAAUUUAGGAUUAAGAUUUUCUUAUAAGCAAAUUUAAAGAACUAAUGAAAGAACAGAAAAGGAGGAACUUCUUGGUUGCUAAUUGUGUUAUUCAGAGCUUGAGGAACAAGA